Molecule: messenger RNA, 1452 nt
Organism: Felis catus (domestic cat)
Lineage: Eukaryota; Metazoa; Chordata; Mammalia; Carnivora; Felidae
Product: interferon-inducible GTPase 5-like
Exons: 3
Coding region: 85-1332 (415 amino acids)
Cellular component (GO): membrane
Molecular function (GO): GTPase activity; GTP binding
Source: RefSeq, a predicted model, not a curated record
UGGGGGGCUCAGAGCAUCCCCAGCCAGCCCUGCUGCCAGUGAGUGAUGGUCAUCGAUCCUGAAGGCCUGGACGUCAGGUAGCCCAUGGCGGGCAGAGUCCUCCAGUCAAGCCUCAGCCAGUCCAAGAUACUGGAGCUAUGGAGGGACACCAGUGCUCUGAUGGGAGCCUUUGAGGCGGGGGGUGUGGCCGCAGUGGCCGCCAGGCUGCAGGCCACACUUCACUCGCUGGAGAAUGCCAGGCUGGACAUUGGCAUCACUGGGGGCACAGGCUCCGGCAAGUCGACCUUUGUCAAUGCCAUCAGGGGGCUGGGGGACGAGGACCCCAACUCAGCCUGCACGGGCGUGGUGGAAAUGACGGUGGACCCCACGCCAUACCCACACCCUAAGUACCCCAACAUCGUCAUCUGGGACCUGCCGGGCAUAGGCACGUCCCGCUUCCGGACUGGUAGAUAUCUCCAGCGGGUGCUGCUGGAACGUUACGACUUCUUCAUCAUCAUCACCUCAGACAGCUUCACCGCCCACCAUGCCCAGCUGGCCUGCGAGAUCCUGCAGCGGGGCAAACGCUUCUACCUCGUCCGCUCCAAGGUGGACGUGGACAUUGCCGCCUCGCGGAGCCGGCGCCCCAGCACCUUCUCCGAGGAGAGAGUGCUCCGCCAGAUCCGGGAAGACUGUGGGCGGCGGCUGAGGGCGGAGGGCCUGAAGGACCCCAAGGUCUUCCUGCUCUCCAUGUUUGAGUUGGGCAAGUACGACUUCCACCUGCUGGAGGAGCUGAUGGUGAAGGAACUGGAGAGUCACAAGCAGCACGCGUUUCUGCUGGCCGUGCCCAACGUCUCGAAGCCCAUCCUAGAGAAGAAGGCAGCCUCGCUGCGGCAGCAUAUCUGGCUGGUGGCCACGGUGGCCUGUGGCGUCAACCCGAGCCCCGUGCCAGGCGUACGGGAGGUGGCAUGUGACCUGUAUGUGCUCAUCAGCUCCCUGGAGGGCUACCGCCGCAGCCUCGGCCUCGACGAGGACUCCCUCGUCAGGCUGGCUGAGCAGAGAGGCCAGCCCCUGCACAAGAUCCUGGAGGCGGUACAGGGCUGGAAGACCAAGGUCACUGAGGCACUGGUGGUGGAACUACUGGGCCAGGCCUCCAGGGACGCCUCUGCUUUCACCCAGGAGCUCCUCGGCGUGCCCAUCCUAGGCGCCCUGGCGACCUGCGGCAUCAGCUUCGCCACCAUCUACCAGAUGCUCCGCACAGCUCUAGACGAGGUGGUCAAGGAUGCCCAGAGAGUGCUGACCCAGGCCUUCCUCGACGACUCUGACCAUGAGCUCCCAGAUAAAUGCAAUCAAUAAUCCCAGCCCUGAGCUUAGGCCAGCUGGAGGUGGCAGUGUAAGAGUGGGAGGACACAGGUUCCAUCUGUCCCCAGGCUGGAUGGUGUUGAGGAAUGGAAAGAAACUCAAGCUCCAACCCUC